Messenger RNA from Prunus mume (Japanese apricot), 1312 nucleotides. The record is from RefSeq and is a predicted model, not a curated record. Lineage: Eukaryota; Viridiplantae; Streptophyta; Magnoliopsida; Rosales; Rosaceae.
AUGCCUAGGCACGCGUUGAGGCGCGCUUCGGAGCGAGGCAGCGGUGAUUCGCCUCAGGCGCAGCUCAGUUUAGCGAAUGUCAUGAAAGGCGUACGCCUUGAAGUCGAGGCGGCCGCUAAACGCAGAUGCGCUGUGAAAGGCGCAAGCCUCGCGAGGAAGACAAAGUUCCUUUAUUUGAAAAAUCUGAUUCCGGACGACGUCGUUUGCACGGGCUGUUUUUGUGCUGCCCAAGCGAACUUGAUCAACGUGAUUAUUACAUUUGCAAUCCAUACACCAAGAAAUGGGUUGCUCUUCCUCCCCCUCCUCGAAUCCAUAAUUGGGUGGAGGGUUGUGCGACUACGUCAAGAGUUCUAUGUGGACAUCUUCUUUUCUGAGACCGGUGAAUGGACAGAGUCCGCUAAUGUGGUAUGCGGCCUACGAAAUUAUUUUGAUAUCGUAACUCCUGGCGUUGCUUGCAAUGGGAAGUUGUAUUUUUCAGGUUCCGAUGAUGAAUCCUCCUAUAUUCUGGAGUUGGAUCCCUUCCAAGGUAUCAGUAAUAUCAGUGCUAGUAAUGGUGAUGGUGACGACGAUCAUAUUAUUGUUGACAAAUGUCGGUUCAGUCUGGCACCUCUUGAUAUGUCGUCUGAAGUGCGAGGAAAUUCCCUUGCGAUGGAUCGGGUUCUUGGUGCAUGUCGAGGGCAUUUGCGGGUGACCGAGUUUGUGCUUGGUAAUCAUUUGAGUGUCUGGGAGUUGGAUGCAGACGAUGAUAAUUUGAAAUGGCGUUUGGUGGUCGACAAAGUUCCCUUCUUCGAGUUGGAUUCUUCCUAUUAUGAUGAUGUUUCUUCGACGCCUCUAGAUGAGUGUGCAAAAACUGCGAUAGGUUUCCACCCGACUAUUGAGGAUACCAUCUACGUAGAUGCUAUGAAAAUUAUCAGGUGGAACUUUGGUGCAGGAAUGUUUGAGUUUGUUCCAGAGAUUCGAAGUCGGGACACGAGUUGGAAUCUCAAUUACAUCCACCCAUUUGUGCUCCCAUGGUGGCCCACACCCGUUCCUAGCCUCUAAAUUAUUCUACUAUAGGGAAAAGUGUGUAGAGCUCUAGCUCUGACUCUAGCUUUGAUGCAUGACCACUUUCUUCCAUUCUCUGGUUACUGGCUCCUUUGGCUUUGGCUUGUGUUUUCCCUUGAUUGAUGUGUUCAUAUUGGUGCUUCGAGGGUUUCGAUUUUGGUGUAGUGGGUGAUUAUUGUGUGACUAUCUUUGUAUUUGCGCUGGCUUUUCUUUUCUUUUCUUUUUUUUUCGGUUGCCGAUUUGUGUGUUCUGGUUGUUUUUUGUAGGU